Messenger RNA from Podarcis lilfordi (Lilford's wall lizard), 7087 nucleotides. Lineage: Eukaryota; Metazoa; Chordata; Lepidosauria; Squamata; Lacertidae. The record is from the annotation of a GenBank genome assembly.
UAUAGAUAUAGAUAGUUAUAUAGAAAAUUAAGUAAAUUAAGUGCCUAAUUUCUGCUGUGUAGCCAGAGCCUUUAACGGCUGGCAGCUAGUAGGAAAUACCAACCCAGGAUUGUGGCGCUGCGCUGAAAGUAUUAGAUUAUACUGAACUAGCUGUUCUAGAUUUAAGUUAGAGCUAAGCCAGCGUUGAUAAUACUGAACUGGUGCAACUUUUAAGCUGCGUGGCUGAUCCUGAGCAGGUGCUAGCGCUUGCGCAUUUUCACCAUCAUGGGCAAUACUGAGCUAGUACUUUGCAAAUAAUUUGGAGAUUUCCUUGGUGCAUUUCCAGUGCGGGCAGUACCGAGCUAGUACUUUGCAAAUAAUUUGGAGAUUUCCUUGGUGUAGUUCUUGGUACGGAAUGGCUUCUGGUGGUGACCAGCAGGCAUCCUCCUCGGGUAAUCAGAUGGCAUCUUCCACAGGUAAUGGGGGCGCCCAAUUACCAUCCAUGCCCUGUGACCCCCAGGCCUUUGCUCAAUUUUUUAUGGCCUUUGAAACAUUUUAUAGACAGUGUAGGCCAGGGGCUCUGGCACUCCCAGCCCCGGAACCAUCACAGGUGGUAAUUCCCGAUACUCCUCCUAGUAAUCAGGGGCAGCAGGGUACCGCAGCAGCGGUCAGUGCCCAGUCUGAAACCACAACAGUGGGCCGCCCUAAUACCCAUGCCCAGUCAGCUAUUUCUAAGCAAGCAAUCCAAGGCGCUGGUAAAGGUAAGGCACCGGCAAAGGGUCCCGGCAAAGGGAAGGCGCCCGCUAAAGGGGCCAGCAACAAUUCCAUCUCACAGGUUGUAGGUAUUCCUAGUGCUUUUCAGGAACAGCGGCCUCAGCACAGCUCUACUGAAGACAGUGUGGGUUCCGGGUCGGAGGAAGAGCAGACGGAACCCCAAAUGGCCCAGCCACCGGCCAGCGUGAUCCCGUCCAGCAGUGAGGUGCAAGGGGGUAAGAGGAAAUCCAAGAAGAAGCACACGUCGGCAAAGAAGAAAAGGAGCAAGCAGUCAGAGACCGAGGAUGAAUCAGGUACGUCCUCAUCCGAAUCAGAUAGUGAGGGCUCCAUGGAUGGUUACUGGGGUUUUGGUGAAGGGAAUCACGGGAUCCCACUUUGGGCACAUGAAAGGAGAGCCAAUUCCCAUCGUAAGACUUUCAAUGGAGUACUGGACUGGAAGGAUGGGGCGUUGGUCGAGGAUGUAAAGGUUGCCACCAAUCAGUCCACUGAUUUUAUAUUGGGGAACCAUUUGUCCCAGAAGAAGAGGAAUAAGAUCCUCAACGGGGACUAUGUGGACAUGUUUACCCUUCUCCCUCCUACUAAACUAAUGGGAAAAGGUGAAAAGAGGCGCUCCUUUGGUAAGCGGAGGUACAGGACGCCUAGGGCGGAGCGCACCUUUGAGAAUUGGUUGGAUGGGUACCAGGUUUUCAUGGGUGUUGUUUGCGCUGCUUAUCCUCGGCGCUCCAUGGAUUUGGUUGCUUAUUUGGCUCAUGUGAGGCGGGCUCACUCGCUCGCAGGGGAAAAUGCCGCUUUAACAUAUGAUGAGAAUUUCCGUAGAAAUGCUUCUCUCCUGCCUUCCACCCGAUGGGACCUAACAGAUCCUAACUACUGGGGCGAGGACGUUAAUCCCUACAUCGAAAAGAAAAACCAGGAAUCAGCCAAGGCGGGUAAGACAGAGGCGAAACGGCACCGCCUCUGCUGGGAGUUCAACAGGGGUGUAUGCUCGAGACCCUCCUGUAAGUAUCUGCAUGAAUGUGAGCGGUGCUGGGGAAAUCACCCCGCCUCUGCGUUCUUUAAGAAUAAACAGCAGCCCUUUCGAGGGGGCAGGGGGUACUUCCACAACAACACCAGAGGUGCCCCCGGAUCCUCCCACCAGGGACCCGGUAACCGCCAGUAACUUGCAUCUUGGUCUGGCCUUCUCCCCUAUCCGUCUGCAGCCCCUCAAAACCCUGCUAGAUCAAUAUCCCGAUCAAAAAGCCGCACAAUACCUGUGGGAGGGGUUUUCUAAGGGCUUCAGAAUCCCCGUGGCUUUCCCCCCUAACACCGGGGAUCCACAAAAUCAAAAAUCAGUUAGGGAAAGACCCGAGAUAGUCAGAAAAAAGAUAGAGAAAGAAAUCAGGGCAGGUAGGGUGGCAGGCCCCUUCGCCAAACCUCCCUUGGAAGGACUUCACCUAUCCCCUCUGGGCAUUGUACCGAAAAAGACCCCAGGGGAAUUCCGCAUGAUUCACAACCUCUCUUACCCAAGGGGAGGCUCGGUCAAUGACGCGAUCCCCCAGGAACUUUGUACAGUGAAAUACGCCUCCUUUGACCAAGCAGUUAAAAUGAUUCGCAGAUUUGGGCAAGGGGCGCUUCUAGCCAAAUGUGACAUUGAGUCGGCGUUCCGCCUUCUUCCUGUCCAUCCAGCUGACUUCCGUUGGUUGGGCUUUAGAUUUGAGGGGGCAUAUUUCAUUGACAAGGCAAUGCCUAUGGGCUGCUCCGUGGCUUGCUCAGCCUUCGAGUCGUUCAGUACGUUUCUUGAUUGGGCACUACGCUUCAGGACGGGGUCGUUGGGCGUGUCGCAUUACCUGGAUGAUUUUAUUUUGGUGGCAGAUAACAGGCAACGAUGCUCCGCCCUCUUGGAGGCUUUCACAGCCCUGGCCAGGGAGCUGGGGGUGCUGCUAGCCGCCGAAAAAACGGAGGGUCCAGCCACCUCUAUGGUCUAUCUGGGCAUUGAGUUAGACACCGUGGCCCAGACGUCUAGGUUGCCCGAGAAUAAACUGAUCGCCCUUAAAGCACUGAUACAACAGCUACUGCCCCUAAGGAAGCUUACCCUAAGGCAAAUUCAAUCCCUGCUAGGCCACCUAAAUUUCGCCUGUAGGGUAGUGGCGCCGGGGCGCCCCUUUUGCGGCCGCCUGGCCAGAUUGGCUGCAGGUCUCAGGGCACCACAGCAUAGGGUGCGCCUCUCCAAAGAAGUCAAGGCGGAUCUGGGAGUUUGGUUACAAUUCCUCGACAAGUACAACGGUAUAUCCUUGUGGCAAGAUUCCAUGGCACUCGACGCUGAUUUCCAAGUUCAGUCAGAUGCGGCAGGUUCCUUGGGUUUUGGAGUUUAUUUCAGGGGCCAGUGGUGUGCCCAAAAGUGGCCUGCAGACUGGCAGGGCCAGCCCAUUACUCGGGACCUUACAUUCUUGGAAUUUUUUUCCCUAUCGUGGUGGCAGUGCAUCUUUGGGCAGAGCAGUUCCGCAAUCAUAGGGUUUGUUUCAACACAGAUAACCAGGCAGUAGUAGCGGUUCUUUCUAGACAGUCCGCGCGCUCCACCAGGGUAGGAAACUUGUUACGGUCCUUCGUCCUCCUGUGUUUGGAACAGAAUAUAUAUUUUUCAGCCAAAUUCGUACCUGGCAUUAAUAAUGACAUCGCGGAUGCUCUGUCUCGUUUUCAGAUGGAGUGCUUCCGCUCAUUAGCGCCGGAUGCGGAACAAUCAUCGAUGUCUUUCCCGGAGCAUCUCUGGAGCCAUGGGAGCAGGAAGUGAUGAAGGGAGUAUUCAGUGCAGUUGCCCCUUCCACAAUGAGAUCAUACAAGAAGGCUUGGGCUGACUUUUUAAAGUUCCGCAGCAGAAUGCCCAGCACAAGGCAGAAUUCCAUUCCCUCAACGAGGGAGGUCCUCCACUACUUAACCCAUCUGAAGGAGCUGGGCAGGGCACCAAAGACUCUCAAUAUUCAGUCCGCUGGGAUUUCCUAUUUUUGUAAAGCCUUUUUCGCCACUGACCCGUGCGUGGAAUUUAUCGUGCGUAAGACUUUAGAGGGUUGGCGCCGGCUGCAGCCCCCCAGCUCUGACAAGAGGAGGCCCAUAACUUAUGAUAUUCUGACCCAGAUACACAAAAAAUUAUGAGAAAUAUGCUGGUCAAAACAUGAAGCUCGCCUAUUCUCUGCCGCUUAUUCCAUAGCCUUCUUUAGUGCCCUGCGCAUAGGCGAGGUAGUCUGCGAGGGAGGGGUUGCCCACUGCCAGAGGGGCAUCCUCUUAAGUGAUCUGACCCUAUCAGGGACUGACCUAAUAGUUCAAGUACGGAGCUCUAAGACGGACCAACAGGGUAGGGGGGCCCUCCUUCGGUUACCAGCCGCACAAGCUAGUGGUCCCUGUCCAGUUAGGGAUACGAGGCGUUUCCUCUACUUAAGACCCAAUAGCCCCGGCCCCUUUUUUAUUCACGUGAAUGGAUCGCUCUUGGCCAGACAUCAGUUUACGCGUGUGAUGCGCAUGGCGUUGGCAGCAUGAGGACUGCCCGCGGCUGAAUUUGCGGCUCACUCCUUUCGGAUCGGGGCAGCUACCACUGCAGUGCACCUUGGGCUCUCCGCAGAGAGGAUAAAGGACUUAGGGCGGUGGAAAUCUAAUGCAUACAAAGCUUAUGUGAGAAAGAAUCUAUGACUAGCGAUUGUUCUCCUGACCUUGGUUUUUCUGUCUAUUUGCUUUUCAGAAUACAAGAGGGUGCGCAUUUGGUUGGUGGGCCACAGCAUCAUGCAUUGGGCCAAGAAUCGUGCCAUGAGUACCGGGUUGGGUCUAAACUUGAACUUGCCUGCAAAUGUGGAGCUGGCGUGGAUAGCAUGAAGAGGGAUGCGCUGGAGCGAAUUCAAGCCAGCUGUAAUGGCGAGAGCUGCCUCUGAGGGCCCACCUGAUGCCCUGGUUAUCCAGUUGGGGGGAAACGACCUAGCGUACCGCAAAGCUAUUGACUUGAGAUGGAACAUUUUUGACGAUUUUGCUGAUCUGAUGGCGGUUUACCCAAACAUUACUAUCUUGUGGUCCUCGUUGCUUGAGAGGAGGACAUGGAGGGAUUGUGUGAGCCCGGUUGGAAUCAAUAAAGCAAGAAAGGUCUUGGAGCGGGCUGUGGAACGUAGAGUGGCGGCUCUGGGCGGGUGUGUCAUAGGACACCCAGGCAUCCAGUACAGCAACGAGGCCCUCUACAGAUGGGAUGGUGUGCAUCUGUCAGAUGCUGGAAACGAUAUUUGGCUGGGGGACAUCAUAGCAGGGAUUAGGAGUUGGUUACAGGUUUGAAGGUAUUGGCGGCGAGCUUUGCUCGAGUGGCGGUUAGGCAUUGGCAGGGGUUUAUUGUUAUGCAAAUGAAUGGGGGGGAAGGAAGCGCCAUCACCUUCCCCCAAGGAAAGGGUAGUCCGGUAGAGGACUCCGGGGGGCGUUGCCUUGUCCGAAACCUAGGGAGGUAAGGGCCUCCGGCACGCCCCCGAGCGGUGACACCCGUGGGAUCCUAGUUGGCGUACUUCAACAGGACACCCACGUCUUGUGGAUAACCCUUCCCGGUCUCCAUGCCGGGUAGUCGAUAGGAGCCAAUGCCUAAGGCCAAUACCUUUCAAUUCUGUAAUCAAUAAAGUUGUGGCCUUUUUUAUGCCCAUUAACCUUAAAUAAUGUGUCCAGUGUCUUCAUUUCACAUGGGGGAGGGGACUUGCCACGCAACAGACACCUCAGAUUCCUAAUCCCAAACUCUCUCACACACGUUUUCUUCCACUUCAAACAAUGAGGAAGAAAGUACCGUCAUUCUAAACCUUAUGGAUUUUGUGCUGCUCAGUCGAGACAAAAGCAAUUCUUGUUAUAACAGUAAUACGCACCCUUCUCUUUCAUAUCUAUAUUGAGAUAUUCCCCAGCAGGGAAAACACAUCGAAUUGUAAUGUCCAACCUUAUUCCAUCUUUUCGAUAGCCUAGCAAUUCAUCCAUUCCCCCCAGGAAAUUGUACAGUUGUAAACAGGAUACAACUAUCCUGAAUGCUGUAAGAAGAAAUCAUAAAUUUAAAAUAAAGCUGCCUUCAGUUUUCUUAGAGACAUGUACUCACAGAAGAACAGUGUGAAGUUGAAAUCUCUGUUUGAAGGGGGGAAAUGCAGGCUUCACAUAGAGAAUUUAAAAUAUUUGCUAGCAGCAUUCAAAUGUUCCUGUUGGAUUUGAAUAAUAAUGCUGUAGCCCAAAGAGUUGGUGGCACUUACAGAAAAGAAAGUUUACAGUUCAUAUUCAGCACUCCACAGAUUUGUAGUGCAAUAAAUUCCCUUUAAAGUAGAAAACAUUGUGUUUUCUAUAUGCCUGAGUAAAUGUGAUUAGACAAAUUCACUCUCAUUAACAGAUGACUAAACUGAAGUUCUAGAUAAUGACUUUGCUUCCGCUCUGAACAUUCAGUCAUAACCCUUCCAACAGAGCUGGAGACAAGCUUAGCAAUUGUCAUUCAUUUCCUUGGGCAUAAUGCUAAACACAGAACACAGAAAUGGGUCUUGGAGAAGGGUGAAAAAUUAGGUUUAAUAGUGUAACUGUAAUAGAUGCUGAUUAAGGAUAGAAAUUGGGUGGUCAGGUAUUUUUAAAUGCAGUUCCCAAGGGAGAGGAAAUUUGGGAGGGCUUCAGGUGAAUAUUUGUAGGUUCUCAAAUACUGUUUAAUGUAAUACUUCUCCUUCCCUCCCUAUCUGAAGCAAAGGGCAAAAGCAGGGACACAGGCCUCGUUCACUCUCGCAUGGACACUGAACUUCUGCAGGGGGGAACCUGAGGUGUUCAGGGAGGCUCUGUGCACAAUUUAUAACCUUUAUCUUCCUGGGUGCAGACUCAGGAGACUACUCAGGUAGAAGUCUCCUUGGUGCAGAUGUGCAAGGCUGAAGCUCCACCAUGUGGAUGACUUUGCCCUCACUCUCCCCCUAAUGCCAUGGUCAUCAGAGGUGGUGGCAGAAUGACUGCGAUUUAUAGCAAAAUGGGACAUUUUUUCUAGAAGAGAGCUAUAGUCUCUUGACACCUAAAACAGAAUAGCAGCAGCAUGUUUCCAAAGCAACUGGAACACUUUAAAAACAAGGUGGUGUGCUUUAUUGAACAAACAAAUGUAUGAAAAUGUAUAACAAACAAAUGUAUGAAAAGUAAAAAUGAUAGUACAAAAAGAUAACAAUAUUCGCUAAUUCAUAUCACCGUACAUUCUUCUAACAGAUCCUAUGACUUCCCGCCACCCCACCAUGUAUUUAUAGCUUAACUUAUCUGAUACACUAUUAAUCUCUAUUUUCUUUUAAAUAAUAUUUGUUAAUAUUAUAUUCUCUUAUAUUUGUUCAUCAUUACACAGAAGUUAUUCAAAUGCUGCCAC